Molecule: messenger RNA, 1353 nt
Organism: Olea europaea var. sylvestris
Lineage: Eukaryota; Viridiplantae; Streptophyta; Magnoliopsida; Lamiales; Oleaceae
Exons: 9
Coding region: 1-963 (320 amino acids)
Source: RefSeq, a predicted model, not a curated record
AUGGUGGACCCGUGGCAGUUUGAAAAGGAAAACCCACAACCAAGAAUUGAACAAUUGGCAGCAUACUUUCCGUGGCCUACUUUGUUUACAACGUUCUGUUUUCCAAACGUUGAAGGUUUCUUCUCAAUCUGGGACAGCAUGGGGGACUCAGGUGCUCUCAUUCUUGCCUUCCCUUAUUCUUCAGACUUACCCAAUGAAGCCAAUCAGGGGAAUCCCAUGCUUGCUCUUGGGGAGUCGAUUUCUUUCGGGAGGUUUAUGUCGGAAUCUUUGUCGUGGGAAAAAUGGUCGACAUUUUCUCACAAGAAAUACGUCGAAGAGGCUGAGAGAUAUUCACAGCCUGGAUCAGUAGCCCAGAAGAAGGCUUUUUUUGAGGCUCAUUACAAGAGAAUUGCCGCUCAAAAGGCAGCCGCAUUGUUGGAACAAGAAAACUCUGUUGAUGAGCAAAAGAUCCCAGAUGCAAAAGUACAGGAUCAUAACAAAGAUGUUGAAAAGUUUGAAUCAAACGAAGUGGAAAGUGUCAAGGUGGAACAAACCGCCCCGGUGACAGAAAAAGAAGUCUUGAUGGAGACUCCUGUGAAGAAAAUUUCGAUGAAUCAGGUUCAUAAUCUUGAAAACAAUGACACAAUUUCUGAAUCAGAGACUAAUGAUAUACCGAAGGCAGACAUAUCUUUGUUGAAGGUGAUUGAAAUUGACAAGCAGAAUUCAUUUGCCGAAUGGGAAAGGCAAUCAGUGACCAGCAAGAAAAGAUCAGCUCUUUUUUCAUUGAAGUCAUGGUUUCACUGCAAAACAUCUAAAGGACCUCCAUCAGAGAAAAGCCCCUCCAAGUCCUUGGUUGCUCGUCAAGAAAGAGUUACCGAUAGACAAGAGAAACCCAAGGACAAAUUCAAUGCCGAGGAGAUGCCAAAGGAGGAAACCAGAAGAAUAUUUAGAAAAGCACAUCAUAUCUUUUGCUUCAAACCUUGAUUUUCUACAUGGAAUGAGAAACAUCAACUCUUAAGAUGAAAAAGAGUCCCAUGGCAGAAACUCAGUCAGCGUACUAGGAAGAACCCGUUGAAGCAAGGCACAUAGCACUAUUUCAGUGCCGCCUUCACCUUCAUCCUUGCUAAAUACAAUCCCUCCGGCCCCUCAAAAUAAUAUUUCUACCAUCAGAAUACAUGUAUUUUCUUUAUAUUAUACUAUUAGCAGGCAGUCGACUUCCUGGACGAGGUUUGUUGGUAUUUAAGUACUGGUUAAAGAAUGUGGAAAAGAGUACAGUCUACUGUAUGAGUUUAGGUAUGUGGAACUUGUAGAAACAAAUUUGAAGUUUAUAUAUCAGUUUCUGCAGUUUGAAGUUAACUGUAUAAUCAUUUUUUA